AUGGCCGGCAUCUUCCGCACCAUCUACGACUGGCUCCUUCGGAUGUUCUGGGCCACCGAGAUGGAUGUCACCAUGAUCGGGCUCCAGAAUGCGGGCAAGUCAUCCCUGUUGCGGGUGUUGGCGGGUGGGGAGUUCACUAUCGACUCCAUCCCGACAAUCGGUUUCAAUACCAAACGAGUGCAAAAGGGCCAUGUCACUCUGAAAUGCUGGGACCUGGGCGGCCAACCUCGUUUCCGCCCAAUGUGGGAACGGUAUUGUCGAGGCGUGAAUGCGAUCGUAUACAUCGUGGACGCCGCAGACCGCGCCGCCCUCCCAGUAGCAACAGAGGAACUCCAUGAUCUGAUGAAGAAGCCCACGCUAGAAAGCAUCCCCCUAUUGGUCCUGGGCAACAAGUCCGAUCUUCCGGACAAGUUGUCCGUAGACGAGAUCAUCGAGUCCAUGGAUUUGAAAUCCGUUACGCACCGCGAGGUGAGCUGCUAUGGUAUCAGUGCCAAGGAAGAGACGAACCUGGAUGCCGUCCUCCGCUGGCUGAUUGCGCGAGCGAGUCGGUGA
Messenger RNA from Penicillium brevicompactum, 552 nucleotides. Its product is annotated as ADP-ribosylation factor-like protein. The transcript is spliced from 6 exons. Gene Ontology annotation, molecular function: GTP binding; GTPase activity. Gene Ontology annotation, biological process: protein transport. Bases 1 to 552 code for a protein of 183 amino acids. Gene Ontology annotation, cellular component: lysosomal membrane. NCBI's taxonomy places the organism in Eukaryota, Fungi, Ascomycota, Eurotiomycetes, Eurotiales, Aspergillaceae. The record is from RefSeq and is a predicted model, not a curated record.